This is a messenger RNA of Rubroshorea leprosula, 1335 nucleotides long. The record is from the annotation of a GenBank genome assembly. NCBI's taxonomy places the organism in Eukaryota, Viridiplantae, Streptophyta, Magnoliopsida, Malvales, Dipterocarpaceae.
AUUUGGUGACAUUAGCACUUACCUUCUUUAUGUGACCAUAUGUUUUGCAAGAUGUCAGGCGGGCCCAUUAACUCCGCGCAGAGUCGCCCCACAUCAGGGAGACGAGGACGUUACGACGCUGUAGAUCUUGCACGUGAUGUUACCCCAGUAAUGAACGCGGGGCAUACUCAGUCUAUUAGUCCACAGGGUUCUAUUCAUGGCGAUAAUAUGAAGGAUGAGCGGGAUAAGUGGCGUACAAAUGGUGAGUAUAGGCUGGUAUGGGUGCCCGAGCACCUAUGGCCUACAUUAUGCACUUAUUGGGAUUCUGAUGAGUUUCACAUUCUUAGCGAGAGGGGGAAGAAAAACCGAGCAUCUGGGGAACAAGUUUCACACACUACAAGAUCAGUGAGUUUUGAUGUACAUGAAGAAUGGAUGACCAAAGCUGCUGGGGGGAUAAGGCCAGCACACCAAGACCUAUAUAAGGAAACACACACUUUGCGAAAAGGCUUCCCCCAAGGGCAGGAAGCUCCAUGGUGUGGCGACAAACAUAAGGAUCAUCAUGAUACAUAUGUCAGUGAGUGCUCUACUACUUAUGGCUCGGACUCAGCAUCAUGGCUGCCACGGGACAAUGACGCUUGGGUAGUUGCUGUUGGUGAAUGCCAUAGCAAUUUCAUGCCGGGAAUUGGUUCACAUGUAAACCCAGAGGAACUUGGUGCGUACGGGAUGCGCCCGCCUAGUGCUACCCCAUCGUUGCCUCACACAGGGCAAGCAUUUCUUCCUGUAGGGACAGCAUUCCCUAUUGCUAGGCCAUUGUUUCAUGCUAGUGGGCCAUCAUUUCCUCAUGCAAUGCCAAUGCAACUCCCAAUAGAACCUGCAUUCCCAAUGGGCCAAAUGGGGAGACAAUCAGAAGCUCCGAAUACAUCUUCACCCAAUCCCCCGCAAGAUGAGCCAUCACCAUGUCCAGCUUCGAUCCUGCAUGCUAGUCGGACCAUCCUCAGCCAUCUCCAUGUCUUAUGCAAUUCUCUCCUCCACUUCCUUCUCUUGCGUACAUGUUGCACCAUCAUAGCUAGCUCAGGCGCCCAUGCAUCUCGCGCGAUCCAUGUUCGAGCUGCAUGCUGCGAAUCAGAGAUAUUCGGCCAGCCACCUAGCUAGCUAGCUCCUUUCUCCUGCAUGCUGCAGAUAUCAUCAGGCAUCUCCAGCUCCGAUCCAGCAUGCUGUGUGCUAGCUGCAGAUCUCUCCGGCCGGCCACACGGAUGACGCCCAAACUCUCAGCCUCUGUUUUUUUUUUUUUUCCUGUUAAUUCCCUUGAAAGACAUUGUAUGAAAUAUUUUUGUAAAUUAAAAAUUAAUUAUUCCU